AAACUCUUAGCUCACGCAUGUACGGUUCGGUUGAUAUGACACACACCUGCCCAUUACAUUAACAUGGGAUUUAAAACCUCAGAAGCUUCUACGUCUGUCUCGAUACGCCUCCAAAGACGGAAAUCGCAUUUUGUUUAAAUUUUCUUAGAUCUUGAUAAAAGAAAAUUAAACUUUGGUACGAUACUUGGACUUCUUGAUUAUAUGUAUAAUUAUAAUUAAUAUUAACGAAGAAACGACUAAUUGUUUCUCAACAUCCUCCUCUUGGUCUCUGACUCUCCAUGGAAAAACAUCACUCAUCCUUGCAAGAACUUCCCAUUGAUGUCGAUGGCAAGUAUUAUCAAAUUCAACACAAACAGCAUAACAAUCUUACUAAUGUUGCUAUCCGAUAUCUACCGUCCCUCUUAUUAGUAACCUCAAUUAUCAUCACGUUUGUUCUUCUAAAUGGUGCUCCUUUUCGUAGUACAAAUAAUAACCCUUCAUAUCUACUACCAAACGGGGUUUCUAAUUCUUCAUCACCAGUAGUACUCCCAUCUUCAAUUACUUCACCUGUUUCUUCUUCUUCUUCUUCACGAGAUGCAGUAGUUGACGAAGGGUUGAGAGUAAGUUUGGCCCCAAGUAGUACUACUGAUCAGAAUAAGCAGAAAUGCGAUCUCUUUACGGGUAAAUGGGUCUGGGAUGAAGAAAAUGCUCCGUACUAUACUAAUGCAACAUGUUCAGCAAUACAUGAGCAACAGAAUUGCAUAAAAUACGAAAAACCCAACUUGGAUUUUACCAAAUGGAGAUGGAAACCAAAUGAAUGUGAACUUCCCAUUUUCGAUCCGGUGGAAUUCUUGGAGCUUCUAAGGGGGAAGUCUCUGGCAUUUAUUGGAGAUUCUGUUGGAAGAAAUCAGUUUGCUUCCUUGGUGUGCCUCCUUGCCAAGGUAGGGUACCCAGAGGACCAUUCCUACUCACCAGAUCCACAAACCAAACGGGUAGUCUACACAAAUUACAACUUCACCCUGUCCUUGUUUUGGUCCCCGUAUCUUGUGAAAACAAAAGAAAAUGGUCCAAGUAAUAGUGGUGCACCACUGAAUAUCUACCUCGAUGAAUUCGAUGUCGAAUGGACUUCACAGAUCGAAUAUCAUGAUUACAUAAUUUUGUCUGCUGGACACUGGUUCUUUCGUCCCGCGAUGUUUUAUGAAAGUGGUAAACUUGUUGGAUGCUUAUACUGUGAUGAUGAUAACGUCAAACAUUUUGAUCCCACAUAUGGUUAUGGAAGAGCUUUUGCAACCUCGUUCAGAGCUGUUAACAGCUUAGAAAAUUUCAAGGGUAUAGCAUUCUUAAGAACGUUCUCACCAUCGCAUUUUGAGGGUGGGUCAUGGAAUGAAGGUGGGAAUUGCUUAAAGACGAAGCCAUUUUUGAGUAAUGAGACGCAAUUGCAUGAUCAAGAUCUCAAGAUGUAUACGACUCAAUUGGAGGAGUUUAAGGUUGCCGAGAGAGAGGGGCUGAAGAAGAAUUCAGGGGUCGUCAACAAUUUUAGAUUGCUUGAUACAACUCAAAUGUUGUGGUUGAGACCAGAUGGACAUCCAAGUAGUUAUUGGCACACGAAAGGAGAGGUUGGCAAGUACAAUGAUUGUGUGCAUUGGUGUUUGCCUGGCCCUAUUGAUACUUCGAAUGAUAUCUUGUUUGAGAUGUUGAAGAUCGAAACUAAUUGAAAAAACAUGUGUGGAAAGUCUUUUCUUUCUCAAGGGUGAAAUCAGGUGUAGAGUGGAAAACUGCAUGAAAAUUAUCAGCAGCACAAGGGAAGCAAUUUCCACAGGCAGUUUAGUUACGAAUCACGAGAACCCUGAUAAAUCAAGCGAGGGGAACAAUAAGUGGCGGUAGUGAGUGCUACAAGAAACGGUCAUUAGCUAACUUAGCUAAGACUGACUCUUUCUUUUUUUCCACUCCUUUUUGUAUUCCGCAAUAAUUAUGCAACAUAUUUAUGCAUGCUGUUUAAAAUAAAGAGAUUUUUAACUAAGGUAAUUUUAUGAUUAUAUUGUCAAUGUAUCUGUGGGAACUGAUCUAGAUACAUGAAGGAUUCCUUCUGAAUUCAGAUGAUCUCUGAAGACGUAAAGAACCUCAAGUUCAUUUCGGUAAGGCAAAUGAUUCAA
This is a messenger RNA of Papaver somniferum (opium poppy), 2132 nucleotides long. RefSeq names its product protein trichome birefringence-like 19. Lineage: Eukaryota; Viridiplantae; Streptophyta; Magnoliopsida; Ranunculales; Papaveraceae. The transcript is spliced from 2 exons. Gene Ontology annotation, molecular function: O-acetyltransferase activity. Bases 279 to 1694 code for a protein of 471 amino acids. Gene Ontology annotation, cellular component: Golgi apparatus. The record is from RefSeq and is a predicted model, not a curated record.